GAGCCGUAUAUUGGUAUGCCGCCCUCUAUCGACUACUUAUUGAAGACUGUAAACCAAGAUGGCAGCGCCCGUGGCUCUCUAUAACAAAACGUCAGCUGAUGAUUCUGUUCAAGUCACAUUAGAGGACCAACAGAAGAUAAACAUAUUUGCAAGAAAAACAAACAAGUUAGGUGAACUGCAAGUGGAGAUCCAGAGCAAACAGAAAGAUGUUCAGAAUAUGCAAGAUGCACUUGAUGAGCUUGAGCUUGGAGAUGACGAUGCUUCGAUACCGUAUAUGAUAGGUGAAGUAUUCGUCAGUAAAAGUGUGAUUGAUGCGACGGCCCUAUUGGAACAAGCCAAAGUAGAGAAAGAAGAUGAGAUUUCAUCAUUAGAGAGACAGUGUGAAUCCAUCAAAGGAACAUUGUCUGAUCUUAAAGCUCAGCUUUAUGCUAAAUUUGGCAACAAUAUUAAUCUAGAAAUGGAUGAAGCUUAGCAACUUGAAUCCACUUUUGAAAUGUGUGGCUGUUCUUUUAACAUUUACUGCGUGUUUACUGUAGUUAUUUGAGAUUUGUUUGUGCUGUACUGGAAGUACCACAAGAAGGCAUAGAAGCAGUGUUUUACAUUCACUCUGAGUACAUGAGGAUGGUAUUGUGAUUGACUUCAAUCCUUUGGGCUAGAGUUGGUAACUGUCCAAAGAUGACUUCAAAAUUUGAUUUUGUGACAUUGCAUCUUGUUAUACCUACACAUAGGUAACAAAAAGUUUUAUUGGUCGAGAACAAAUCACAUGAUGUGAUUCAAAAAGGCAUGAUGUGAUUCAAAAUUCAUGUUACGCUUUGCGCUGUGCAGCAGCACAGCGCAAAGGGUAACAUGAAUUUUGUUUACCUGUGUACAUCACCUUGAUCAUUCCCAUUGUUGGUGCAUUUCCAGCGCUUUGUAUAAAAAAUUGUUGCACACUGUGAUGGGGGUCCAUGGGUUUUGUACUUCCUCGGGGGCAAAUGCUCGGGUGCCAUUUUCCCACUCGGGUGCCAUUUUUCCCCUCGCGUGUACAAACAAGCAUCCUGUCACAAAGUGCAACAAUUGUAUAAUGUAAAAGGAUGUCGUUUACAUAAUGGCUGUUCAUACCAUAUUUACUAAUACUUUCAAUUAGUAUUGAAAUGGACUUUAUUUUUCACUUUGACACUAUCUUUGAAUGUAUUUUUUUUAACUUUAACAAGUGUAAUGUACAUCAAGGCAAAAUGGCUGCUUUAUAGAAUUGCAAUGAAGGCCUAAUUUGGUGUAGGUCCUGCCCCUUUAAUGGGCACAGUGAUACUUAUGCAUGCUCAAGUCUGAUCUACACUGGGCUGAUCCAGUUAAAUUUUAGUCAUUGUUCUGUAGUGAUGUUGUUUUCAGUUUUAUAACAUGUUUACAGUCAUUGUUUUGACCCACGCCGGCAGAAAACAGAUUUGAACACUGAAUAUAAUUAUUCCAGUUUGUCAUUGUUUGAUGCUUUUACAGCAGGUCUGAUUUGAAUCCUUGGUGCAAACUCAGACAGGUCAGUUAUGAAUCUUAACAGGGUUUCCACUGUGUAUUUGUAUUUGCUUACAGACGAUACAAACUGUUUACAUAAAGUGAUUUUCGUUGAGAGGAUUUGAUGCAUCAAAGAACCGUUCAUUAAUAAUAUUGACUGUAAUUAUGGCUGUCUGUGUUAUUAUAGAUGCAGGUUGUUUUCCUUUGAAGAAUAAACAAGCCAUAACC
This is a messenger RNA of Asterias rubens (European starfish), 1713 nucleotides long. Its product is annotated as prefoldin subunit 4-like. Gene Ontology annotation, biological process: protein folding. NCBI's taxonomy places the organism in Eukaryota, Metazoa, Echinodermata, Asteroidea, Forcipulatida, Asteriidae. Bases 59 to 472 code for a protein of 137 amino acids. The transcript is spliced from 4 exons. Gene Ontology annotation, cellular component: cytoplasm; prefoldin complex. The record is from RefSeq and is a predicted model, not a curated record.